AUGGAUCCAGUUAUUAUCCAAAAUUUAUUUUCAAGGCCGAAGCCCGAAAAGAUCGCAAUAGUUCUCGACACCUGCAUUGAGAUGGAAAACUCUGAUUGCAUAAACGAGCCUCAACUUUUUACUCACAAGAAAAGAUAUGACCACCUAAAAAGAGCAAUUGAAAUAUUUGCGUUGUCCAAAUCUCAAAUGACCGAAAAUCACGAGUAUUCUUUACUUACCCUUGAUGAUUCUGCACAUAUUGUGUCGCCGUUUGAUAGUUCAACAGAUCACUUUCGAGAUAUUCUAGCCCAAGUAGCCCCUUACUCUUAUGCAGAAACUUGCAAUUUAAAUUCAAUUUUUGAAGUAUUAGGAAAUGAAUUAGAGAUCAGCCAAGAAGAGCUUCCAUAUGCUCUCCACAUUAUAUUAAUAUACGGGAGAAACCUCCAAGUCCCAAUUAUUUCUCAAAUCAAUGAAUUGCUAGCACACAGAGAUGUUUAUUUCGAUGCGGUUUAUAUUCAUGGGAAAGAUUCAACACCUUUUCAUGAAGAAAUUUCUAAAACAAUAAAUAGCUUGAUACUGGAUCCAGAUAGAAAAUUUUCUUAUUUUUUUGAAGUGAAAAAUGAUGCGAGCAAACUUUAUCAAGCUUUCAGCUUGUUGACUGGGCAUGUUCAGCAAAGGUGUAAUCAGAAAAUGCAUGAGGAGCUUAUUAAUCAGCAAUUGAAUGGUGGGAAAAAAAGAAGGUAA
Blepharisma stoltei is the source of this 723-nucleotide messenger RNA. The record is from the annotation of a GenBank genome assembly. Lineage: Eukaryota; Ciliophora; Heterotrichea; Heterotrichida; Blepharismidae.